AUGUCAGGUACACCCGAUUUUAUAAUAAGGAAUGGCUUAAGGUUUGUGAAACCGUACUAUCAUGUUUAUCGCACGACUGUUAAAGGACGAUGGUUUGGUAAAACAGCCCUUCAGGUGUUCACCGAGGAAUUUCGAAAUUAUGAUGGAGAACAUUAUUUAAAGAGAAUUAUGGAAGAUGAUAUCAGCGUUAUAAGAAGAAAAAACAAACAAAAUAUAGAGUUUAAAGGAUCAAUCUUAUUGGAUACCCCUUUAAAAUCAGGAGAUGUUAUUGUCCACAGAGAGCAUAUACAUGAAAAGCCAAUUUUGAAUAGGGAGAUUGGCAUAAUACACGAAGAUAAAGAUCUUCUAGUUGUUGAUAAACCAUCCGGCAUUCCGAUGCAUCCAGUUCAGGGCUACUUGUACAACAGUUUGACCGAAGCUCUCAAAUCAAAAUUAAACAUCUUAAGACUCCAUCCUUGUAAUCGUUUAGAUAAAGUAACAAGUGGACUAGUAAUAUUGUGCAAAAACUUUGAAAGUGCAUCUUUUUAUCAAACAAUGGUUCAGGAGAGAGAGUUCAGAAAAGAAUACAUCGCUCGAGUAGAUGGUGAUUUUUCUCACUCUCCUUUGGUUUGUAGAAAUGAUGUGCUGAUAAUUGAUACAAAGAAAAAGGCAGAAGGGGUUAAAAAGCGGACCGCCAUUACGAGGUUUAAAUUUCUUCGAUACAAUUCAAGGCUAAAACAGAGUAUUGUUUCAUGUAUUCCAGAAACUGGCCGGACACAUCAGAUAAGAAUGCAUUUAAGGGAUUUAGGCCACCCUAUCAUAAAUGACUGGGUUUAUAAUCCAAGAUACAAAAGAGCAUUCAGUAGAUCAGCUGUAGAAUCAAAUUUACCGAAAAACUUGAGUGAGAUACAGAAAGAACAGUAUGAACGAAGAAUCGCAAUGUAUAGCGGUAAAACAUGCUCUGAAUGUGGUAUAAAUUUAUAUAAAGAUCCUGAUCCAGAUUCUAUGGUCCUAUUUUUACAUGCAUUAAAAUAUACAGGUCAUGAUAGACAGGGUGGUAUCAUUUCAUAUGAAACAGGAAUGCCCGCGUGGACAAAUAUAUAA
This is a messenger RNA of Brettanomyces bruxellensis, 1083 nucleotides long. RefSeq lists its product as uncharacterized. The transcript has a single exon. Bases 1 to 1083 code for a protein of 360 amino acids. Gene Ontology annotation, molecular function: RNA binding; pseudouridine synthase activity. Gene Ontology annotation, biological process: pseudouridine synthesis. NCBI's taxonomy places the organism in Eukaryota, Fungi, Ascomycota, Pichiomycetes, Pichiales, Pichiaceae. The record is from RefSeq and is a predicted model, not a curated record.